AUGGAAGUUUGCGAGGGCGUGAGCCCGGCUGAGAUCAAGUUGGUCCGGAAGUUGGAUUGGAUUAUCUUGCCAGUCCUUUGGGUUAUGUAUUGGUUCAAUUACCUUGAUCGAAACGCUAUUACCGUAGCUCGCUUAGAUGGCAUCGAGAACGAGCUCAACCUGACCUCGACUAAGUACCAGACCUGCGUCUCCAUACUCUUCGUUGGAUAUAUCCUAGGACAAAUUCCGAGUAACAUGUUGAUAACAAGAGUCAGGCCGUCCUGGUUUAUGGCAUCAACUAUGGCCCUUUGGUCAAUUGUUAGUGCCGUGACAGGUGUAACAAAAGAUUUUAAAGGACUACUUUUAACUCGAUUCUUCCUUGGCAUUACUGAAGCGCCGUUCUACCCCGGUGCCCUGUAUUUGCUUGGAAUCUUCUACACCAGAAAGGAAAUUGCGACACGAAUAUCCAUACUCUUCACGGCUAACAUCUGUGGCACUGCUUUCGCUGGCCUCAUAGCCAUCGGGGUAUUCCAAAUGGACCAGAUGGCUGGUCUUAGCGGAUGGCGAUGGCUGUUCAUACUCCAGGGUAUCAUCAGCUUCAUCAUUUCGGUUUCAUCGGCCUUUCUGUUGCCUGACCAGCCGCUCGACACUCGCUGGCUCAGUGAGGAGGAAAGGAGGCUUGCGCACUCCCGAGUUGCAGUUGAUACGGUUCAACUCCAGGCGAACACCAGCACCUGGACCGGUCUCUCUGAAGCCUCUCGGGAUCCACGUCUUUGGGUUCUGGUGGCGAUGCAGCAUUUGCACCUCAGCGCAUCGGGAUACAAGAACUUCUUUCCAACAAUUGUCGAAACACUGGGUUUCGGCCGAAACGUCACCCUCGCCUUAACAUGCCCCCCUUACAUCAUCUCCGGCAUUGCAACCAUCGCAUGGGCUGCCAGCUCAGGUCACUUCAACGAAAGAGUCUGGCAUAUUACCAUUGCCAAAGCCGUCGCGGUCUUUGGCUUCGUCUUGGCCUGCAGUACUCUGAAUGUCGGUGCGAGAUACUUUGCGAUGUGUACCUUUGCCAGCGGUGUCUAUGCUUGUAACUCUAUCAUUCUCGGCUGGGUCUUGAGUACCUGUGGACAAACGAGGGAGAAAAAGGCCGUUUCUCUCGCGUUGGUCAACACAAUUGCCACCAUCGGGUCAAUAUACACCCCAUAUCUCUGGCCUGAAUCAGAUGCACCUCGAUAUACCACGGCUAUGCUGUCUAGCGCUGCUUUCUCUGUGGCAGCCGCGAUUAUGGCGUGGGUAUUGAAAUGGAUGCUGGUUAAGGAGAACAGAAGAAUAUCGCGUUCAGGCAAUCAGGGCACGCUUCUGUACAGUCACUGA
Colletotrichum phormii is the source of this 1347-nucleotide messenger RNA. RefSeq names its product major facilitator superfamily domain-containing protein. NCBI's taxonomy places the organism in Eukaryota, Fungi, Ascomycota, Sordariomycetes, Glomerellales, Glomerellaceae. Gene Ontology annotation, cellular component: membrane. Gene Ontology annotation, biological process: transmembrane transport. Gene Ontology annotation, molecular function: transmembrane transporter activity. The record is from RefSeq and is a predicted model, not a curated record. The transcript has 6 exons. Bases 1 to 1347 code for a protein of 448 amino acids.